UUAAACCAGCUAAGACCCGCAAACCAGUUUAGACUGGUUCAAGCUGUUAUUUUCAGCAGGGAAUACCUAUGUUGUAGUGUAGUAGUCAUUUCGUCAGUAAAGCCUUUUUUUUUUUUUUUUUUUUUUUUUUUUACUUCCGAUAGAUCCGAUUAUGAUCAGAUUUUUUUUUUCCUUUACCAAAUCCGUCACAGUGCUGAUGAUGUAUGACGGCGCUCGCUCGCGCUCUACUGUCUGUCACUGCCGCUGCAGCAUUAAUAAUCCUCCUCUACACACUCCAUCAUACACAACGAAAUAAGCUGACCAGAGCUCUAAGUAUAUUAAACACUGCGUGUCCGAAGGGCACAGCUGGAGGCAGAGCAAAACAUUUGCAGGAAUGAUACUGGACAACUGCCAGACACCAAAAUCUUGGUGCAUAGCGUGCACAUGGAGAAAAAGCGACGCUAAUAGGUGGUCUGCCCCGAGGAGCCUUCAGCAAACAGCCUGAUGGACGAGGAGACACCGAGCUGUUUACACUGAAACGCGCUAAACGCAGAACAGAGACGUGCGGAAAUGUUUCCCUGCAUCUGUUUCUUAAUCCGACGCAUCUGAAGUGAGGCGACGCGCGCGCUGUGUUUCAUGAUGUAUCGGAGCACCGUCAUGCCUAAUUUUCUUUAAUGAAGCGAUUUUGUCUUUAUUUACUGUACAUUCGCUGUGUCCUGCAGUAAAUCUGAAGCCUUUUGAGGAGAAUGAAAGCGUCGGUAUUUGUCGUGGUCAUGUCCUCGGUUUUAUUUAAUCCCAGUUUUGCCUUCAGUUCGCAUUUCGACCCAGGUGGCUCCCCACUGAGUGAGCUGUCAUGGCCGUCCUCUCUGGCGGUGGUGGCUGUCUCCUUCUCUGGCCUCUUCACGUUUGUCUUCCUCAUGCUCGCCUGCCUGUGCUGCAAGAAAGGGGACAUCAGCUUCAAGGAAUUUGAAAAUACGGAGGGGGAGGAGGCCCAAGCUGGCCUUUCCACUUUAGCCUCCCCCAGCUCUCAAAAUGACCCCGAGGUUUAUAUCCUGCCUCUCACGGAGGUCUCACUACCUGUGUCCAAACAGCCCAGCAAAUCAUUUCAGCUCCUGAAGCCUACAGAUCUCGGACGCCACAGCCUCCUCUACAUAAAAGAAAUGGGACAUGGCUGGUUUGGCAAGGUUUUGCUGGGGGAGGUGAAUGCUGGACUCAGCACCACACAGGUGGUGGUUAAGGAGCUGAAGGCCAGUGCCAGUGUACAGGAGCAGAUGCAGUUCCUGGAAGAGGUCCAGCCUUACCGGGUGCUCCAGCAUCCAGCCCUCCUGCAGUGUCUAUCCCAGUGUUCAGAAGUCACGCCCUACCUGCUGGUUAUGGAGCACUGUCCCCUGGGAGAUGUUAAAGGAUACCUACGUAGCUGUCGGGCCACAGACUCCAUGACCCCUGACCCUUUGAUCCUUCAGCGGAUGGCAUGCGAGAUUGCUUCUGGUCUUCUGUACCUUCACAAACACAAUUACAUUCACAGUGACCUGGCUCUUAGGAACUGCCUGUUGACCUCAGAGCUGGCAGUGAAAAUUGGAGACUAUGGCCUCAGCCACAGUAAGUACAAGGAUGACUAUUAUGUAACAGCAGAUCAAAUAUGGGUUCCUCUACGCUGGAUUGCCCCAGAACUUAUUGACGAAGUCCACGGCAAUCUCUUAGUCGUGGACCAAACCAAGGCCAGCAAUGUCUGGUCACUAGGUGUGACAAUAUGGGAGUUGUUUGAACUGGGGAACCAGCCUUACAGGCACUAUUCUGAUAGGCAGGUUUUAACAUAUGCUGUAAAGGAACAGCAGCUCAAACUGCCAAAGCCGCUGUUGAAAGUGCCUCUGUGUGAACGCUGGUAUGAGGUAAUGCAGUUCUGUUGGCUGCAGCCUGAGCAGAGACCUGUCGUGGAGGAAGUCCAUCUACUGCUAAGUUAUCUGUGUGCUAAGGGUGCCACUGAGGCUGAGGAGGACUUUGAGCAGCGCUGGAACUCUCUCAGGCCAAGUCUGGGCUCCAACAACUCUCACAGGACACCUGCACCUGAAGUAGCUUCUUCUACUUCCUCUUCAUUUCCUCUACUUGAACACUUCUCUAUGGCAGACAGCUUCCAGUCUGAGAAUGGGGACGACAUAUUGACAGUAACUGAGACCAGCCAUGGGCUCAACUUUGAGUAUAAAUGGGAGCAGGCACGAGCAGAGCAGCCCUACUGCUCCUCUUCAGCUAGUGGACCAUUGGGAAAGAAUAAUCCCCAUUACCAGGAUGUGUAUUACCCUCUUAGCAACUCCACAGGUAGCUGCAAGAGUGAGAGCCUCCCUCUCGGGGUCUCUCCAUCCUACUAUGAGUCAGACCAUCCAGGGGUGGUUCCAGUGCUGAGUGCACACAGCCCCUCAGUAAGUAGUGAGUACUACAUCCGCAUUGAGGAACCAGUUGAGUGCAACAUCAACUUAGAAGACACCAAUCUUGAUUACAGCCCAAGAGUUGAAGCCAGCAACAGUAACUUGUCGUCUACGGACAGGAGAAGCCCCAUUGGGUCUCAGCCAAAUGCCUACUGGUCAGCAGCUAAAGAACCCAUCAGUAAUGAUUAUGAUUCAGAUAGUAGCCUGAACAUGGAGCCACUCCAAAGAAGAGUUCCAAGCUCGUUAGAGACUGACCAGUCAGAAGUAUAUUUCUCUUCUAACGACAGGCAGAACUUACAAUGUGAACAGUCACCUCAAGCAGGCCCAGAUGUUCAUUUGAUAAGGGGGUAUGGUUCAGACUCUAAUCAGCAGAGAAGAGGUUCAGGAAGUCUCUGCCAUAGACUGGAGACAGUACAGGAAAGCCCUCUUGGCAUUUCAGUCUCUCUUAGUAGUCCCAGCUUGGCAUAUUGUGAUCCAUACCUUGAGUCCAACCAGAGAACUGCAGAAAGAAGUAUGGCCAACGAGGCCUAUUAUGACAUGAUGGGCCCCAUUCAAAAGAAUGUUCCCAGACCCCACUACAUGAGCAUUGAUAUUGAUGCUGGCGAUGGCCUUCUUUUGGGCACAGGGAGUCCCAAUCCAGAAGAUGAUGAUGAUCUGUUUUCUCAGAACAUGAUGACUAACUGGAACUCCAACCACUCAGCAAACAACAACAGUUUAAGCGAUCGUACGCAAGCUGUGGGUUUUCGAGAUGCAUACCUUGAUUUACGUCACCCAACACCCUCUUCUCAUGUUGAGAAUUUGAAAUCAAGAGUAUUGGAAACAAGCAACAGUUGUACAUAUAAUUGCAUUGAUUCUCUCAAAGUCCACUCAUACAUGGAAGCCACAGAUAGUACGCCCACCACUAACAACCCUCACACUGACUCAGAGGGUGGUGAGUACCUACAUUUAUGCCCUGAAGGUACUCAGGAUGUUGAAUCAUCUUCCAAAUGUCAUUCUGUCACAGAAAGUCAGCAUAUUCAUACACGGCAGAAGAUCAUUGCUCAUAAACAUAUCAAAAACAAUACAUCAGACUUCCAUGUAGGAGUUUACAGCAGAAUGAAUCCAUCAACUCUUCCAACAGAUAUUGUAGUGACUAAAGAAAACAUGUUACUCGAGACAAGGAUAUCCCCUGCACAAAAAAUGAAACUUGGGACAGAUGGUUCUACUGGUGUGUGUGUAAAAAUGGUGUCAUGCCCUAAGGAUCUGCCUAAGAGUGUCUCAGAGUGUAACCAUUUGACAGACGGGAUAGUGCCCAACAACUCCAGUAUCAGUCUGGUGGAAAUUAAUGACUGCAGUGAUGACUGCACUGACAUCCCCUCUGGAGUUUUUGCAGAUUAUCCUUUGGACUAUACAGAGGUGGGCAGUAUUGAACUGACUCAUAGACCGUUACAGAGAGAGACUGGGUCCAGACAUUGUGAGGACACAAUUAAUCUUGCCUCUAGCAGCAGUCCAUGUGAGGCCUUCAGCCCUGAUAGUUAUCACACAUCCAUUCUGCCGAAAUCCCUAGACAGUGGCUAUGACACAGAGAACAAUGAAUCCCCAGAGUUUAUCUUGAAAGACCUUGAAGGAAAUCCAGCCCUUAGCACCAGUGUAGAAUCAGACGAGUGUGACAUGGUGCUCCAGAUGGACCUAGAUGAAGAUGUCAAUGUAAUGCUCCUGCAUCCAUCCAGCAGUCAUCUUCCACUGAUCAGCCUUGGUGAGAGGAAUCAGUACAGAGACUCUGCUUAUUUUUCUGACUAUGACAUGGAAAACGACAAGAGCCCCAGUGAAGGGGGCAGCACCUUUUUCAAUCGCCAAGACGAGGAUGAUGUCUUUGAGCUCAAAGCAGAAAAGGAGGGCUCAGAAAAGACAGUUGGGAAAGAAGGACAUAGCAUGGAGAGUGAGAAGAGAAAUAACAACUCUGUGCCAAAGGACAACAAUGCUGCCCUUCAUGCUAAACAAUUUUGUCUUAAAAAGACAAAUCCAAAUCUGUGUUCAUCACCUACAUUGGUUCCAAUGAUUUCCAUGCUUUCUCCCUUUCCUCCAGAGAUGGGGGGAUGCUUGACAAAGGAGUCAACUCCAGAUGAUGGUAUUGGGUUGGAAUCUGAUCACUCUGCAGAGGAACCAAACUCGGAAUGCCCUUCUUCCACAGUGUCCGAAGGUUCCUCCUCGACACAGGAGGCCUCGGGUGUGGAGGAGCACUCUAAUGGAGACACCAGAGAUUUUUCCUCAGCAGAGUCACUAGGCUCAGACUGUAUCAUAGUAAACUUCAGUGGAGAGAUAAUCCAAACAGAAGAACAAGAGGCUUGUAACAAAGUGGACAAUCCAGAGCUUCCAAGGGAAGGACACAAUGAGGAAAAAGAAGAUGAGGAUUCAGUGGAAGGUGGCAUAGGUCAAGCUUUUUCAAGAUCAAAGCGUGAUGAUUCCUUGGAGAACAUUCUUCCAGCCUUGCCAGAAGACCUUGAUGUCCCAGCUCCACUGGGGAAUGGAGAGGAGGCAGACGAGGAGGAUUCUGAGGAUAGUGAUGAGUCUGAUGAAGAACUUCGUAGCUACAACAUACAGGAGCAGAGUGAAGAGAGUGAUGACGAGUUCCCCGUAGUGCCUGUCAUUGUGAGCGACCGUAGCAGUGCACGGCAUCUACGCAGCCUCCUCAAAAUGCCCUCCAUACUUACACAGUCCUUCUGCGAUGAACUGGAGAGCAAGAAAAAAGCUGUGUCAUUCUUUGAUGACGUCACUGUGUUUCUGUUUGACCAGGAGAGCCCCACGGGUGAGCUUGGGGACUACAGUUUUCCUGUGGAGGCAGAACCUAAUGGCCAGGCUUCAGAAGUGGAGCUGCCACGACCCCAAGAUAGGGUCACUGCCCCUGAGGAUUCACCAGGAAGGAAUUUCUUAGAAGAAAGUGGUGCAUUUGAGUGGCAAGAUGAUUUUCCAUUGAUGCCGAGCCCUUCAACAUCAGAACCUGGCUCUGAAGAAAUCACCACACCACCCAACUCUCCCGUCAAGUCUCCAGAUGAAAAACCAGCACCAACGCUUUCCCGAUUUAGUGUCUCUCGUUUCUCCAUUACGCAUGUGUCUGACUCUGACAUGGACUCCAUGGGAGGUAACAGUGAGAAUGGAGCCCAGGAGUAAAGGGGUCAUUAACAUGUUUAAUUAAAGAGGUGUUUAGAACCUGUAUGGUUUGAUAUGGUCUGAUCAGACUGUGGGUUCUCAUGUAUUGCUAUCUUUUUGUUGUUUUAAACGUGCUGGACGAAAGGGUCCUGUUAACCUGAUAUGCUGUUUGGACACAGUGCCUCGUACUGUAGUGGAUUAGCCAGCCCCUUCCAAGUGUUCCUAGACAGACGGUGGUUGAGUGAUAGUCUGUCGAGGACAACAGUUAUAAGAACAGAAAAAGAGAUCUGUAUAAAAGAACAUAUUUAUUAUCUAUGUAUUAAAACAUGACGUAUGAAGAUUAUAACUUAUUUGCACAAUUCAAUAUCAGUAUCAUGCUGAAAUCAUCUUUUUCUUUUUACACAACUUGUAGGAACCAAUACAGACACAAGGCUGCUCUCCUCAUUUCCUUGUCAUGCUCCAUAUUAUCAUUAAGUGAUUUAGAGUCUGAAAUAUCUGUGAUUUACAUGUUUCAGCUUGACCCAAUGAGCUGCAUAAAAUAGAGUGCAGGAUGUUCUGCCCCCAUAAAAGAAAGACCCCACUUAUUAUUGAGGGUUCAAAAACUAUAUAUAUCUGAGCCCCCUACCACAAGCUGCUCAAAAGUGAUAUUUUCUAUAUUUGACCACUUUUAACUAAACUUUAGCUCAGGGGUGUUAUGGGUAUGGUACAAAAGUAUUAACAAUAUAAACUAUCACGCUUAAAAGUCUUCAUACUGUCUGCUGUUUUACUUUUUUUAUGCCGAACAACGUUCAAACAAAAACUACCUGGACUUUCAUUAUUUGAACCAAGACAUCUUUUAUACAUCUCUUUCCUUAUAAUCAAGUACAUCCAAAUCAAGAUCUUAUUAAACUGCAGUUCAAUCAUUAACAGGUUAGUUCUUCUCUGGUUAGAUCUUUAGAUUCCUAGAUUUCUAUUUAAACAUCCAGAAUAUUUUACAUUAUAGUACUUGUAUGCUCUAAGAAUGACAGUAUUGCAGGCGAGCGGGUAAUAACCCAUCUAUUUUUUUUUUUUUUUUUUCCAACUAGUAUGGUAGCUUGCAUAUGGGUCAUUCCUGUUAUGCAGCCAUUUGAAAACUUAUAAAUAAAGCACUUCUAUAAUGGGUUUUCAGAAAUAUCAGGCACUUAAAACACUUUAAAACAAAUCUCAUGUGCUAUAUUCUGAGUGCAGUCUGAUUCAGAUUUCAUUAAAAAAGACAUGUCCAAACUUUGGCACAUCACAGUCGUUCACAAGACCUGUCACUUGCAUCAAAUAUGUCAUAAUGCCUCUUGACUGCAAUUUUUGAAUGUUUAAAUGAGUGCAAGAUUUCACUGUUAUCAGUCUGUUCUUCACAUAAAGCUAUUGUAUGACUUCUGAGGAAUUAAAUCGGCUACAUUUAUGGUGCUUUUACCGUAUUUAAAUCUGUAGCUCAGGCAGUCAAUUCUGAGAAAAAUGAAGUGAUAAAAGUAAUGAGUAAAUGAUGACAAUUUUUUUUUGUUUGUUUAUGAUUUUAGUUUUGAGUUUAAGAUUUCAUUCAGUAUGACAUACUAUAAAUAAAAAUUCUCAGCAUAAGAGGAAUGACCCUUAUGGUACUGAUGGCGAUUAGUUUACUGGUGCUUGUCAGGAUCAGAACUUUAGGAAGCCUGUUACAGCAAUCCGUCUUGGGCAUGAAUAGCAUUUGAUUUGAAUUCAAGAGCUACAGGAACUGACAAACCAGUGGGUUAUCACAGUUGUACAACUUCAGCUGUGGUACUCAAAGACAUAACCAAGUUAAAGAACAAAGAGUGACCAUCUCGUCUGUGAACAAAAUCUGUUACAAACAAUAAUGGCAGCUCCUGCAGAUCUGAUCCUCCUUCUGUGAUGAUGCCUCAUCUCAGAAGUGUUAUUUUUGUUAAAUCCAAUAACAGAUAGAUGUUCAAAAAAUAUACUACAAAACAAUUCAGAUGGUCCAGACGGCAUGUGGACCUCAUGUGUUUCUACAAGGUUCUCACUUUGUCCCUAUAUGAUCUGAAGUGUUACACCGAGAAAAGUUGUGACCUGUUUUACACGAUGAUCUGUUUAAAUGUAAAGUACAGCUGUACCUAUCAUGCUCUGCCUUGAAUCACUGGAGCCCAUACACAUUUGUGCCAAUGCUGUAAGUCACAAUCACUGCACUGUACCCUCGCUUUCUCGCUGUAUGCCUUUCAAGAGUUUUAUACUGUGCUAAACCUUGUGGCAGUAGGUACUUUUUCUCAUUCAGAGCAUCAGUGCUUCAUUCGGGUGUUUAUGGUUGCCAAAGAAAGGUCAAAUGAAAGUGAACUGAGUGUUGAAUGUAGCGUUGAGGGGAGAAGUCUGUUGUUACUGCCUCAUAGCUGUCGAACUGUAUGUCCUCACGACUCAUGCCUACUGUACUAUUCGAAAAAUAAACCAAACUAUAGUUUC
Messenger RNA from Ctenopharyngodon idella (grass carp), 7961 nucleotides. It is a transcript of the gene lmtka, whose product is annotated as apoptosis-associated tyrosine kinase a. NCBI's taxonomy places the organism in Eukaryota, Metazoa, Chordata, Actinopteri, Cypriniformes, Xenocyprididae. The transcript has 14 exons. Gene Ontology annotation, molecular function: ATP binding; protein tyrosine kinase activity. The record is from RefSeq and is a predicted model, not a curated record. Gene Ontology annotation, biological process: brain development; peptidyl-tyrosine autophosphorylation. The coding region runs from base 726 to 5546 and encodes 1606 amino acids.